AUGUUUUGGCUGUUUGGUGCAGUAUCCGCGAGAGUUAAAGGAUAGACUUGGUACUGCAGGCGAAGAAAUCUGAAAUGUUAAUAAGCUAUGAUUGAGGAGGACCAGCUGUGAGCGCAUACUGCUGGAUAUCCGAAAAAACAGAUCCCCUACAGCAAUAUGAAGUGUGAGGAAGAGGAGAGUCUGAAUGACCCAGAGGUCUAUAAACAGGAGGGGAACUUUGGUCUGAAUGAGGAUGGUCCAGAACUUCCACAGAUUAAAGAGGAACAGGAGGAAGUCUGCACCAGUCAGGAUGUAGUGCAGGUUGUAGUGAAGCAGGAGUCUGAAGAAAUCUUCGUCUGGACCGGGAAAGAGCAGUUCAGAGUGCUGGAUAACAUCUGGGAACGUGAGAAAGACUUACACUGCACAGAUUCAUGGCAGAUCUGUAACCAGGAGAGGAACUCCAGUCUGGACCUGGAGGACACAGAUCCUUCACAGACUAAAGAAGAACAGGAGGAAAUGUCCAUCAAUCAGGAAGGAAAGCUUUCACUGAAGCAGGAAACCAAAGAUAUCAUCAUCUGGACCGGGCAAGAGCUGGGCAUCAAGUGGAACCCUGAAGUAAAGUUGCACAUAAUAGAUCCUCCACAACGUGACUGUAAAGACGAGGAGGGCCUCACAGAUCAGCAGGUCUGUAACCAGGAGAAGAACUCCAGUAUUGACCAAGAGGAUUCUUCACAGAUUAAAGAGGAACAGGAGGAACUCAGUACCACUCAAGAGGCAAAACCACUUGUACGAAAGCAGGAGACUGAAACUUUUCCUGCUCGUGAAGAAAGUGACCACAGUGAACCAGAACCAAGCAGUGACCAGCUCCUUUCUCACAACUCUCCUGACACAGAUCAGGAAGAAAACAAGGAUGAUAACUCAGACAGAAAUGAGUCAGAUCAAGUCGUACCAGAACUGAGAGUUCAAAAUUCCAAGACAGCACAUUUAUGUAGUACCUGUGGGAAAAAAUUUAAUAGGAUGGGAAACUUGAAACAACACAUGCAAAUUCACAUAGGCAAGAAGCCACAUUCUUGUAGCACCUGUGGGAAAAGAUUUACUCUAAAAACACAUUUAAAUGAACACAUGAGAAUUCACACAGGUGAUAAGCCUCAUUGUUGUGGCACCUGUGGUAAAACAUUUGGUUCAAAGUCGCACUUGAAUAGACACAUGCGAAUUCACACAGGUGAAAAGCCAUUUUUCUGUAGCACCUGUGGGAAAAGAUUUAGUUUGGCAGCAAAUUUGAGAACCCACAUAAGAAUUCAUACAGGUGAGAAGCCAUAUUCCUGUAGCACCUGUGGGAAACUAUUUAGUGUGGCAGGAGCUUUGAGAAGUCACAUAAAAAUUCAUUCAGGUGAGAAGCCAUACUCCUGUAGCACCUGUGGGAAACUAUUUAGUGUGGCAGGAGCUUUGAGAAGUCACAUAAGAAUUCAUACAGGUGAGAAGCCAUAUUCCUGUAGCACAUGUGGGAAAGGAUUUAAUCACAAGGCAUCUUUUAAAAUACACAUGGAAUUACAUACAGGUGAAAAAAGAUAUUCUUGUAGCACCUGUGGGAAACAAUUUAGUGUGGCAACAACUUUGAGAAGUCACAUAAGAAUUCAUACAGGUGAGAAACCACAUUGUUGCAACACAUGUGGCAAAGGUUUUACUUGUCUCAAGUACUUGAAAGCCCACAUGAGAGUCCACGCAGGUGAGAAACCACAUUGCUGUAGUACAUGUGGGAAAAGUGUUAGUUCCCUCACAAACUUGAAAAUUCACAGAGUCCACACAGGUGAGAAACCGGAUUGUUGUGGUGCCUGUGGGAAUGGUUUUACUCAUAUGUCAAGUUUGAAAAGACACAUGGGAGGCCACACAGAUGAAAAGCCACAUUAUUGCAGUGUCUGUGGGAAAAGUUUUAGUCGUAUGUCAAGUUUGAAAAUACACAUUAAAGGCCACACAGGUGAAAAACCAUAUUGUUGUAGCAGCUGUGGGAAAAAAUUCACUUCUUCGGUACAGUUGAAAAGUCAUAUAGGAAACCAUGCUACAUGCUAAGUUUCAUUUUUAGAAAAUGUUGAUGGCGGAGCUUAUGUGUCUCUGACUACAUUAACAGGUACAUUUGGUAAAUGUAGCUUUUUCUGUGUGUUUUGGCUUUUUAACCAAUAUAAACGGUGUUUGGAUCACUGAAAAUUAAGUUUUAAAAAACUCCUUCUAGGAAGGCUGAAGAUUUUUGAAAGCUCAGUUUCUGUGUUUUCAUAUGGACAAGAAAAACAGAGUUUGUCUCACAAAUUUAAAGGUUUGCACCUUUACCACCUUUAUCUGACAUCAUUAUGUUAUUAUUUGUGGGCUUUUGAUUGACAUUUCUUGUUUCUUUGGUUUGGUCUCAACAGUGCUUGAGGUCACAUGUGUCUUAAUGUGAUCAGAGCUAUUUCCCAAAAACAACAUCAGAAAAAUGAUUGUUUUAAAAAACUACCUUUGUACAUGUGGAGGUAGCCUUUAUUAAAAACAGUUAUUUUCUCUCUGAAGUUCACAGUUUAAAGCUGGAGCCAAUUCCAUUCACUGUUCUGACUUGCACUUGAACUUCUGUUGCGUUUGUUUUCUUUUUAAUGACAUGUAUACACUGGAUUGACAUAUAUGGGAAGUAAUACAUUUCAAAUAUUGUAUUACAAGACAAAACUGCAAACGUGAACGCAGUUUUUUUUCUCACUCUUAAGCCUUUUAUUGAACUACCAAAUAAAUACACUAAUACUUUCUUUUUACCAGACACGUGACAGCACUUCUGCUAUAAUUUUGUUCGUAUUUACCAAAAUAAAAAUGCAGACAUAAGUGCACACUUUUUUUUUUUUUACUGCUAGUGAAAAAUGUUUUCUUUUUGUACUCUCUUGUUACCUCUGCCAGGAUUCCUUGGUCAUUGACCCAGUGUUUUCAGUUUUAGACUUUGUCACUGUUUAGGUUUCAUGUUUGCUGUUUCACUGUGUCAACCUUCUGUUUAUGUGUUAGAUUAUGUUCAGCUGUGUACUCACUGGUCUCUAAUCAUCAUCAUUUGCCAGAGUAUUUAAGUCCUUAGUUUCCGCCAGUUCGUUGUCUUGUCAUCGUUGAUUCCGCGUGUGUUUUCCAGUUCAGUUAGCCAGCCAUUCAGUCAGUCAGUGUCAGAAUCUCUGUUAUGUUAUGUUCAUCCUGCAUUUAUAAUAAACACCAUCCUCAUCCUUCACUGACCCAUGAGUCCUC
Messenger RNA from Oreochromis aureus, 3219 nucleotides. Its product is annotated as gastrula zinc finger protein XlCGF57.1-like. Gene Ontology annotation, molecular function: DNA-binding transcription activator activity, RNA polymerase II-specific; RNA polymerase II cis-regulatory region sequence-specific DNA binding. The coding region runs from base 157 to 2046 and encodes 629 amino acids. NCBI's taxonomy places the organism in Eukaryota, Metazoa, Chordata, Actinopteri, Cichliformes, Cichlidae. Gene Ontology annotation, cellular component: nucleus. Gene Ontology annotation, biological process: regulation of transcription by RNA polymerase II. The record is from RefSeq and is a predicted model, not a curated record. The transcript is spliced from 4 exons.